Molecule: messenger RNA, 3359 nt
Organism: Dunckerocampus dactyliophorus (ringed pipefish)
Lineage: Eukaryota; Metazoa; Chordata; Actinopteri; Syngnathiformes; Syngnathidae
Gene: elmo1
Product: engulfment and cell motility 1 (ced-12 homolog, C. elegans)
Exons: 7
Coding region: 1824-2567 (247 amino acids)
Biological process (GO): actin filament organization; cell motility
Cellular component (GO): plasma membrane; guanyl-nucleotide exchange factor complex
Source: RefSeq, a predicted model, not a curated record
AUAGGAAUUAAAUUGUAUAUACAGUAAAAAAUAAGUAACAAAUAUGUCACCGAUAUAUGUCAAAUAUAUCAAGUAUAAAAUAAAGUAGGGAUGCUGAUAAUGUUGGCCACCGAUAAUCAUUGGGUCGAUACUGGAUGUUCUCCCCGUGUGUGCGUGGGUUUUCUCCGGGUACUCCGGUUCCCUCCCACAUUCCAUAGGAAUAUAAAAUAAGAACAUGAACGCUAUCAAUCCAAAUAAUAAUCAGCAAAUUCAUGUAUUCUAAACGACACCCCUUUAACUAAAAAUGUAUUAAAUCUUUCCAAAAAUAACACAAGAACCACAAAAGUAAUCUGAUAUGAAAUAUGUAAUACAUGAAUGAUCUACUCAGAUGGGUGGAGUAGCCAACAAAACAACCGUACUCAUUUAAGAGUAUUGUUACUUUACAACAACUUUACUCAAGAAAAGGAUAUGCGAUGUUACACACAUCAGUAUCGGUUGAUAUCGGAAUCGGAAAUUGAGAGUUGGACAAUAUCGGAGCAGAAAAGCCAAUAUCGGACAUCCCUACAAUAAAGUAUCAAUAAAUCAAAUAUACAUUUAUAAAUUAAAUAUAUAAGAUCUAAAAACAUAAAAUAUAUAAUAAUAAAUAAAACAUCUAUACUCAUCAUUUUUACAUUUAAUUUGAUAUUUUUCCUUACAAAUGAAGUGUUUAGGAUACUUUUAGACUAAGCCCAACGCUAACCUGAGGCCUAGCUUUAACGCUAGCCCGAGUCCCAAUCCUAACCCAAUCACAUCAAAUAAUAAAUAGAAAGUAGAAGUUUGGAAUUCAAACAAUGUGCAAGUCUAGCAUACGGUGCAGCUAGCUCAUGGGUCAACAGCGCUGGUGGUUUGCAUGCGGUGAUCGUGGUGAUCGUGUUGCUGGUGUCACUCUUUGAUGUUUUUGUGGACGUCAACUCAAAGACGCGCAAUAGAAACAUGCACUGAUGUUUCAUUGAUGGAGAAAAUCCAACACUCAUCAUGAGAUCAUCAUCAUCAUCAUCAUCAGCAUGUGUGAGUGCGCCUCCUUCCUAAAGCGUACACGCACACACACACACACACACGCACACACACACACACACACAGAUGUCAGCUGUAAUACUUUGUGUUGUCUACAGAAUGAAGUGUGUGUAACCGAGGCGAGGCUGAUGCUGCUCCCAGGGCAACCGUUUCCUCCUGUUGCCAUAGCAACCCUCAACCAAUUACAGACUCACCGGGCUGCACGGCCGUGUCUCUGGUGCUUCUCAGUCGCAUGCGUUGUUGUUGCGUUUGUGCGAGCGUCUUCAUCCGCCUCCAUCUCCUCUGCUGGGGGGAAAAAAAAAACCCACACUGAUGUAGUGACUGCCUCCACCCCUCCCCCCCGCCAUCCACAUCCACACACACAGCAUUAUCACGUGAUCCGCUCGCUGCAUCACAAUUGGCGUUGGUGACGGUGGCGUGCGUCCAAUCAGGGCGUAAGCCUGCAGAUCAACAUAAGCAAGGCUGCCUGAUGCUCUCAGACUCGCAGAGGGAGGGAACAAGGAGGCACGGGAGGGAAGGGUGGAGGAUGCUAUCAAGGAAGCGCAAUUUUCUUCCUAAGCGGAAAACACACAAAGCGUCAAAUCCCCAGGAUUAAACAGCAGAGUGGAAGUGGAGCGGUGUUUUGCCAGGAGGGACGCCGUGGCUGGCGCUAACGCUAGCUGUCAGCCACCAUCAUCUAGACGGCCAUCUGCCUCCUCCUCCUCUUCCUCCUCCACCUCCUGGUGUGUCCCGCUAGGACUCAGUCUGUGUGGAGCAUCGCGGUACGCUCGCAAGCAUGGAGGUGACAUGUCAUGCAGGUGGUGCGGGAGCAGAUCAUGCGAGCGCUGACACUCAAGCCUAAUUCCCUGGACCAGUUCAAGAGUCGCCUGCAGAACCUGAGCUACACCGAGAUCCUCAAGAUACGCCAGUCGGAGAGAAUGAAUCAGGAGGACUUCCAGUCCCGCCCCAUCCUGGAGCUGAGGGAGAAGAUCCAGCCAGAGAUCAUGGAGUUGAUCAAACAACAGAGGCUCAACAGACUAUGUGAAGGAACCUGCUUCCGCAAGAUCAGCAGUCGCAGGAGGCAAGACAAGUUCUGGUACUGCCGGCUGUCUCCCAACCACAAAGUCCUGCACUAUGGUGACCUGGAGGAGAGCCCCCAGGGGGAGGUGCCCCACGACUCCCUGCAGGACAAACUGCCGGUGGCAGACAUCAAGGCUGUCAUCACAGGCAAAGACUGUCCUCACAUGAAGGAGAAGGGCGCCCUCAAGCAGAACAAGGAGGUGCUGGAGCUGGCCUUCUCCGUCCUCUACGAGUCGGAUGAAUAUUUAAACUUCAUCGCUCCGGACAAGCAUGAGUACUGCGUGUGGACGGACGGUCUGAACGCCCUGCUGGGCAAGGAGAUGACCAGCGACUACACCAAAUCCGACAUGGACACGCUGCUCUCCAUGGAGAUGAAGCUCCGCCUCUUGGACCUGGAGAACAUCCAGAUCCCAGAGGCCCCGCCCCCCAUUCCCAAAGAGCCUAGCAACUAUGACUUUGUUUAUGAUUGUAACUAGGCCCCGCCCCCUCCAAAUCACCCCUGCUGUUCUCACUGGACCCCCCACCCCCACAGCCUGUCCUCGCCCCCCCUUUACAACUGGAGCAGAACUGUCCAAGAUGGUUUGAUGAACUGUGAUGCCACCAAACAAUACAAGAGCUGGUUACCAUGGAGACUACCCACCAGCAAGUGAUUCCUUCUUCCUUGUUCGCUUUCUUAUGAUUUGUCCUCAGGGCUUUCAGUGGAGGGAGGGGAUGGGGGCGGCCAUCUUUGUUCAGUCCUCACUACAGUAUUGUUGCUAUUUCCUGUCACAUGACACACACGCAGAGGUUUUCACAGUAUUUGUGGCAGCUAAAUGUUACCCGUCACACGGCUGGAGUACUUUUAAAAACAAACUUCCACACACACGUGCUUGUUUUCCUGUCCGCUGACGACUGUUACCACUUUUUGGUUGUCCCGCCUUCCUUCCUUCCCUCUCUUUUUAACGACUGCUGUACUCGACAUUCCUGAGCAAUAUUUCCUUUCUAUCAUGUGAUUCCUUUUGGAUCGUCAAGCUGUUACGAUGACGUGUUUUUCUCACGAAAAGGGAAGCUUUUGAAUUUGAAAGUUUUUUUGUUUUAUUUUUAUUUAAAAACAGAUCAUGGUUAUUUCUAGUAUGAUUUUUUUUAUAUAUCUAUAUACAGUAUUUACCCCCGCCCCCGUCCUCCCUUUGCCUUCCUAUUUAAAACAUGUUUUGUCUUUUUUUGUUGUUUUUUUCUUCCUCCGAAGCCCCACAAAAACUGCUGUUUACAUUAAAGGUUGAAAGACUAAA